Molecule: messenger RNA, 4705 nt
Organism: Myotis brandtii (Brandt's bat)
Lineage: Eukaryota; Metazoa; Chordata; Mammalia; Chiroptera; Vespertilionidae
Gene: TRIM9
Product: tripartite motif containing 9
Exons: 13
Coding region: 366-2741 (791 amino acids)
Molecular function (GO): protein binding; zinc ion binding
Source: RefSeq, a predicted model, not a curated record
UGCAGCGGGGAGCGCAGACUUCCCCCGUCCUCAGAUUCUCCACCAAAUCCACUCCAGCCUGCGGAGGAGGGGGAGGGACGGGGCGUUUGGCCAAUAACAGCUUCGCUUUCUUGCCUGCCGCCCAAUAGACCGCUGUUUACAGGCAGGGGCGGGACUAGGAGGGCAGAAGUGGGCGGUCCCGGGCUGGCCGGGCGCCGCGGUGCAGCAGCUCACAGGGAGCGCGUCUCACAGGUAGUCCGCGCCUCGGCGACGCGGGACUCGCUGCCGCCGCUGGCCAAGGUGCUGGACACUACCUACCUGUCGGCCACCUCGCCAGCUCAGUUGCCCGUUGCAGCCGCGGCUGCCUCGCUCCCACCCGGGUCCCCAUGGAAGAGAUGGAAGAAGAGUUAAAAUGCCCCGUGUGCGGGUCCUUCUAUCGGGAGCCCAUCAUCCUGCCCUGCUCCCACAAUUUAUGUCAGGCGUGCGCUCGCAACAUCCUGGUGCAAACCCCGGAGUCCGAGUCCCCCCAAAGCCGUCGGGCCUCGGGCUCCGGGGUCUCCGACUAUGACUACCUGGAUCUGGACAAGAUGAGCCUGUACAGCGAAGCGGACAGCGGCUAUGGCUCCUAUGGGGGUUUUGCCAGCGCCCCCACUACUCCGUGCCAGAAGUCCCCCAACGGAGUCCGCGUGUUCCCCCCGGCUAUGCCGCCACCGGCCACCCACCUGUCACCGGCCUUGGCCCCGGUGCCCCGCAACUCCUGUAUCACCUGCCCCCAGUGCCACCGCAGUCUCAUCCUGGAUGACCGGGGUCUCCGUGGCUUCCCCAAGAACCGCGUCCUGGAAGGGGUAAUUGACCGCUACCAGCAGAGCAAAGCCGCGGCCCUCAAGUGCCAGCUCUGCGAGAAGGCGCCCAAGGAGGCCACCGUCAUGUGCGAACAGUGCGAUGUCUUCUACUGCGAUCCGUGCCGCCUUCGCUGCCAUCCGCCCCGGGGCCCCCUAGCCAAGCACCGCCUGGUGCCUCCGGCCCAGGGCCGCGUGAGCCGGCGGCUGAGCCCGCGCAAGGUCUCCACCUGCACAGACCACGAGCUGGAGAACCACAGCAUGUACUGCGUGCAGUGCAAGAUGCCCGUGUGCUAUCAAUGCUUGGAGGAAGGCAAACACUCCAGCCACGAAGUCAAGGCUCUGGGGGCCAUGUGGAAACUGCACAAGAGCCAGCUGUCCCAGGCGCUGAACGGGCUGUCGGACAGGGCCAAAGAAGCCAAGGAGUUCCUGGUGCAGCUCCGCAACAUGGUCCAGCAGAUCCAGGAGAACAGUGUGGAGUUUGAGGCCUGCCUAGUGGCCCAGUGUGAUGCCCUCAUCGACGCCCUCAACAGGAGGAAAGCCCAGCUGCUUGCACGCGUCAACAAGGAGCAUGAGCACAAGCUGAAGGUGGUUCGAGAUCAGAUCUCUCACUGCACAGUGAAAUUGCGCCAGACCACAGGUCUCAUGGAGUACUGCCUGGAGGUGAUAAAGGAAAAUGAUCCUAGUGGCUUUUUGCAGAUUUCUGACGCCCUCAUAAGGAGAGUGCACCUGACUGAGGACCAGUGGGGGAAAGGCACGCUCACUCCCAGGAUGACCACAGACUUCGACUUGAGUCUGGACAACAGCCCUCUGCUGCAGUCCAUUCACCAGCUCGACUUCGUGCAGAUGAAAGUCCCAGCGACCCCUAUCCUACAGCUGGAGGAGUGCUGCACCCACAACAACAGCGCCACACUGUCCUGGAAACAGCCGCCUCUGUCCACGGUGCCCGCCGAGGGAUACAUUCUGGAGCUGGAUGAUGGCAGUGGUGGGCAGUUCCGGGAAGUGUAUGUCGGAAAGGAGACCAUGUGCACCGUGGAUGGUCUUCACUUCAACAGCACGUACAACGCUCGCGUCAAGGCCUUCAACAAAACAGGAGUCAGCCAGUACAGCAAGACCCUGGUCCUCCAGACGUCCGAGGACACAGAUUCAGAAGAACAGACACUCCCUUUUCCAGUGCCUUCGGAAAGAUUGCCGCUCCGUAGAAUGAGUCCUUUCUCCUCCACCCUAAAUCUCCAGCCCAGCUUUCCCGGGAGAUCCUACUUUGAUUUCCGAUCCUCACCCCACCAGCUGAGCUUGCAUUCCUCCUUACAGUCUCUCAAUGCACCGGGAUGCAAUUUUGAGCCACAAUCUGCACCUUACUCUCAAUUAGUUGACAUUAAAAAGCUGUUGGCAGUGGCCUGGUUUGCUUUUGACCCCGGCUCAGCACACUCGGACAUCAUCUUCUCCAACGACAACCUGACUGUGACCUGCAGCAGUUACGAUGACCGGGUGGUACUAGGGAAGACCGGCUUCUCCAAGGGUGUCCACUACUGGGAGAUAACGGUGGACCGCUACGACAACCACCCCGACCCUGCCUUUGGCGUGGCUCGCAUUGACGUGAUGAAGGAUGUGAUGUUAGGAAAGGACGACAAAGCUUGGGCAAUGUAUGUGGACAAUAACCGGAGCUGGUUCAUGCACAACAACUCGCACACCAACAGAACUGAGGGAGGGAUCGCAAAAGGGGCCACCAUCGGGGUCCUCCUCGACUUAAACAGGAAAACCUUGACCUUUUUUGUCAACGACGAACAGCAAGGGCCCAUCGCCUUCGAGAACAUGGAGGGCCUCUUCUUCCCGGCCGUGAGCCUGAACAGGAACGUGCAGGUCACACUUCACACCGGGCUCCCAGUCCCUGACUUCUACUCCAGCAGAGCAUCAAUAGCCUAAGGAUGGGCUGUGGAAGCGCCAGCUGCCUGCUCUUCCCUCCGCCUGAGAAGCAACUGCAAGGAGCUCAGCCAGAGCGUGGUGGGAUGCCAGAGAGCUGGAAGGAGAGGGAGAAGGAGGAGAGCAAAGCUGGUCCUCUAUGCUCUUUACACCCCACAGCUCCGCCCCUUCCCUUCCAACCUCUCUCUUGCUGUAAUGCCUGCAUUCGCUCCCAUGUUCAGCAAUUCCAACCAGCGAAGGACCCAGACAGCCCCCGUGUCGCUUCGUUUCCUCUCUCAGAUUUUGCUUUUAGUUCACUUCAUUUUUAUGUAGGUGAGUUACAUUGUGUUUCCUGCUGGUCGUGUUAUCAGUGACACAUGGAACUGGCCCUGCCAAGAGGAAAUUCCCCUGAUAACUUGUUUUCUUAAGCUUUCUGUCAGAGGUUGUAGGGAGAGAUAGGGAAGAAGGAGCUGAAUUUGGAGCCUGCAGUUUAACUCCUAGAAUGUCCUUGCCCUGCUACCCCUCGUGCAGUGUUCGCUCUGCAUAGCUGAUCUUUGGGGGGAGGGGGAGUGGACAGAGUGAAGGAAGCCUUGAAAAGUUUUCCUAUCCAUUGAAGCACAAAAGGAUCAGCUACACAGCUACACCGUGGGUAGGGCCGUUAGGAUAGCUGGGUCAUUGGGACAGGCCAGAACCCUGGUCAUUGAAUGAAAACGGAAAGUCUCCAGACAUAAGCAGACCAGGGCACUUAACAAUUUGGUUCAUUUCUUUAAUACACGUUUUUGAUUGAGAGCCUACGAUGGACCAGGCACUAUUCUAGACACAGGAGACCGGUGAGUACACAGGUGUGGUCUCUGUCCUCCUAGGAGAACAACCCAAAAUAAAAUGAUAGCAAAUUGUUACAACUAGAAGGGAAGUAAACAAGGGAGAGAGAGGCUCAUUGGCAAGAUCUUUUAAACCCCCUGCCAUGAUGCUAAAAAUCCACAUAUUUUGGCCAUAGCACCAGAAACAUACCCACUCAAUGCCUUUCCCGCCGUGCUGUUUUAAUGAGGGUACCUGCUGCCAUUCAUCACAGAGCCCUUCUUUAGUAGAAAUUAUGUCAGCAUUCUUAUUGGUUAAUGCUGCAAUGAUACUAAGCCUUAAAAAUGUAUGGGGGGGCGGGGAUAGUGGCCAGAGGAGGUGGGCCCGUCCUCAGUAGUGGGAAUCUUGGGUUUCAGGCCAUCUUAUCACAUUCUCAGGAUAAACACGCUCACCCCAUGUACUACUCUCUGUGCCUGUGACAGAUGAACAAAUCCAUCCUCUCUGCUGCCAUUACAACCUGCCUUCCUGGAGUUGUUCAAAUAAUGUUUGGAAGAAAAUGAAAUUGUAUGCAAUUGCUAUGAGUGAUAGCAAAGUAAUAAUGCUCGUUACUUCUAUAGAGGGAGACUGACAUGUAACAUCCCCUUCAGAUUCUUUAGUUUAACAUGACAUUUUAGAAAAUUCGCCAGUGAGCCAAGAAAUUCACCAUGAAAAAAAAACAACAACACACACACACACAACAAGAAUAACAAAUAAAAGGGAAGAGGUAGGAUGGGAAAGCUAACAAAUUAAAGUUUUGGCAAAAAAGUAAUAUAUGUAAAUAGCUACUGGUUUAGUUUUGUGCUUACCUGAUUUAGACUAGUUCUCUCAGUUACAGUUUUUUUAGUCACGUGUACCUAAUUUAUUGAAUGGGUGCUAUCCUGUUUCUGUCCGUCCUGGUUUCUCUUGGCUAUAGAAAACCUCUGUUGCAGGGCAACACUAGUUUGAUAUUUGAUUUUCUCUCCAAAUGAGACUCGAUGGCUGGGCCGCUGUAGACUCAUAGUUACCCUUGUUCUUUAUGAAAUUCAUCCUGCUAAUUAGAUUUCUAGUGACUUGUAACAUGUAGUUUACACAGAAUUGCAAGAAUAGAAGCUGCUGUACUAGAAAAAAAUGAUCUUUCUGGUGUGCCAAUAAAUGAUUUUUAUGAGAGAACA